CGUGCAUCACCCAAAACUGUCCGGCGGAUGUUGUUCCACGGGCCUUGCCACAAAAACAAUGGCGAGCGGGAUCGGCAAACACAAGAUACUGAAUGUGGGACCUACAGAGCCAUGGUCAAUCAGGGAGAAAUUAUGUCUGGCCUCAUCUGUUAUGAGGAGUGGAGACCAAAACUGGGUGUCUGUAAGCAGAGCCAUCAAGCCUUUCUCAGAGCCUGGUCGACCUCCUGACUGGUUCUCUCAGAAGCACUGUGCCUCACAAUAUUCUGAGCUGCUUGAAGCCACAGAAGCACCAAAACGCAAGCGUGGGGAGAAGGGAGAGGUGGUGGAGACGAUCGAAGAUGUCAUCGUCCGUAGGCUGACCAGUGAAAGGAUUGAGGAAUUAAAAAGAUUACAGAGAGACACACAGGAGCAGUACAGAAAACUGAAGAAGGAGGUGGAACUGAUACAGUCGGGUCACAUGGACUCCCAGCUCAAAGAUCUGUGGGCAGAAAUCACACUAAAGAAGAAACAGGAGGAGGAGGAAGCAGAACAGAAGAGGAAAGCCACAGAGAUGGCGUACCAAGCGCGCCAGGCACUGAAAAACACGCCGAAGCGCCUCACCAGUGUGACGGUCCGUUCUCCUCUGGGGUCCAGCCCCCCGACCCACGACUCUCAGGCAGACUCUGCGGUUCCCACGCCGCCCAUGGACACUGAAGGCGUCCCUUCAGAGGACACCACCAUCCACUCAGUUGCCCAGGGGGUCGGGGUGUUUCUGCCAGCAGCUGACCCUCCGGUGUCGGGACCAAAAGACCUGGCGAAUCUGGUUGAUGACUCGCCACAGAAGAGACUGCUGACGCAGAAAGCCACGCCGCCGCCGUCACCUCUGUUAUCAGAGCUGCUGAAGAAGGGAAACCUCAUAUCAGCCAGCCCACGCCUGGUAUCCGAAGGAGACACAACCAAUUUAACGAACGGUCUGCAGACUGCAGCUGUAGUGCAGAGUCACGAAGUUUUUACAGAGGGCGAUGCUGAAGCUGCGGUGAAGGCAGAACUCGGUGAGGAGACGGGGCUGGCUGAGGAGGAUCUUGUAGCUGUUUCCUACAUGGGAGAUGAGCUGGACCUGGAGACUGUGGGCGACAUCAUUGCCAUCAUAGAGGAGAAGGUGGACGACUCCGUUGAAGCUUUAGACGCAGCUGCCGUGGAGGCGGCUCUAUCUCUCUGCGAGGAAGCGGUUUCCGAAGGCCACACCCUCCCCGGGCCGUGGGAGACCCAGGAGCUGAAGCCUUCAGAACCCCCCGUCCAGCAGGAGCAUCAGGAUGUUCCCAGCAUGCUGACCCCGUCCUCCAGCAGCAAUCAGGAGACACAGAACCAGCCGGACGUUAAAAGAGAAGAACAGUUCAAGGGGAGCGGGGAAGGCGCCGAGGUGGCGGGAAGCGACGUCACCUCCUCGGUCGCUUCCGACGACGGCGCGGCUGGGUGUGAAGUGGCAGAGGAGGGGGCUGCAGUGAAGGAGGCUGCAGACGCUGCGGUGAAGAGUGAAGGAGAGGACUGGAGCCAGACUGAGGCCAACCCUCCAUGUCUCGACUCAGAGGACAGUUCUGUUUCAGGGAAGGAGUCCAAGGAGGUGAAGGAAGAGGAGGGGGGCAGUGAGGCUGACCCCGAUGAAGGGAUGGAGCUGAAGGAGGACUGCGGGGAGGGGGACGGUCCCUACCUGUCAGAGGUGGAGCGGGCCGCCAGCGAGAGCGAGGACGGCUACGGUCCGCCCUCCCAGCGCUACACCGUGGAUUCACUGGCCAGCAGCCCGGCCUCCUCCUCCCAGCUCUCCACAUGUGGAGAGGACCAGGAGGCCGUCCAGGCGCAGAAGAUCUGGAAGAAAGCCAUCAUGCUUGUGUGGAGAGCUGCAGCCAAUCACAGGUACGCCAGCGUCUUCCUGCAGCCUGUGUCAGACGAUAUCGCCCCCGGUUACCACAGCAUUGUGCACAGGUAAGAAAACACAAACGCACACAUUGUAAC
Molecule: messenger RNA, 1989 nt
Organism: Cyprinodon variegatus (sheepshead minnow)
Lineage: Eukaryota; Metazoa; Chordata; Actinopteri; Cyprinodontiformes; Cyprinodontidae
Gene: brd8b
Product: bromodomain-containing protein 8-like
Exons: 16
Coding region: 59-1963 (634 amino acids)
Cellular component (GO): NuA4 histone acetyltransferase complex
Molecular function (GO): protein binding
Source: RefSeq, a predicted model, not a curated record